Scleropages formosus (Asian bonytongue) is the source of this 1859-nucleotide messenger RNA. It is a transcript of the gene pla1a, whose product is annotated as phospholipase A1 member A. Gene Ontology annotation, biological process: lipid catabolic process. The transcript is spliced from 11 exons. The record is from RefSeq and is a predicted model, not a curated record. Bases 238 to 1617 code for a protein of 459 amino acids. Gene Ontology annotation, molecular function: glycerophospholipid phospholipase A1 activity. NCBI's taxonomy places the organism in Eukaryota, Metazoa, Chordata, Actinopteri, Osteoglossiformes, Osteoglossidae.
CCCCCCGAGGGGUUUAAUGAUUGAUGUCGGGCGCUUUGACAGCUUCAGUUCAUCCUGCGGAUUAAAGUGUAUUUACGUCUCUCGCGCCCCGAGCGCGUGGAACGGGACUAGAGCUCGUCCUGGGACCCGCAACCGGGCCCUCCCGACAAAACCUGCGGGCGAAUAGCAAGCGCUUCGGUGGACGGAGCUCGAUCCGGUGUGUGAGAGCGUGUGUGGGCGCGUGCGCGCGCGUCUGGGAUGGACCGUGCAGCUCGCGCGCUUCUCUUCGCUCUGAUCCUUCGCUCCGGCGUCUCCAGCGCACGCGGGGGCGACUCGGAGCCCAGCGAGGAGUGUGGACAGUUCAACACCACCUCGUGGAAGAGGGACCGCCAGACGCCCCGGCUGCGCGUGCAGUUCCUCCAGUUCUCCCGCAGCGACCCAGAUUGUCCCAGAGCCUUCCAGAAGGAGGCGCUGUCGCACCUGCUCCAAAGUCCCCUGUUCAACGCCUCUCUGCCCACCAGGAUCAUCAUCCAUGGGUACAGGGCUGUGGGCUCCAAGCCCACCUGGGUGACCCCCCUGGCGCAGACGCUGCUGGCUGUGGGGGAGGCCAACGUGCUGGCAGUGGACUGGCUCUACCAGGCCUCCUUCCCCUACCCCUUGGUGGUGCAGCACUACAAGGACGUGGCGCUGGAGGUCUCCGUGCUCAUCAACGCGCUCAAGGACCAGGGCAGCAGCCUGGAGUCGUUCCACCUCAUCGGCGUGAGCCUGGGGGCCCAUGUGUGCGGCUUCGUGGGGACUCUGUUCGGGGGGAAGGUGGGAAGAAUCACAGGGUUGGAUCCCGCCGGCCCGCUGGUGAACAGGCGUGACAGAUAUGACCGCCUGGACCCGUCGGACGCACUCUUCGUGGAGGCCAUACACACAGAUGCCGACAAUUUUGGGAUCUCCAUCCCCAUCGGACACGUGAGUUUCUUCCCGAACGGAGGAAAGGACCAGCCGGGCUGCACCCGCUCCUUGAUCCCCGCCGUGUUCAGCUACGUCAUCUGCGACCACAUGAGGGCGGUGCACCUCUACAUGAGCGCCCUCAACGGCUCGUGCCCCUUGGCGGGCAUCCCGUGCCCCUCUUACGAGGACUUCCUCGACGGGCGCUGCUUGGACUGUCGGGAGACUUUCGACGGCACCUGUCCGCGGAUCGGGCUCCAGGAGAAGAGUGGCAUUACCAUCGCCCUCCCGCCGGAAGAGGAGAAGCUCUACCUAUUCACCUCGCAGGCGCCUCCGUACUGCGCGAAACACAUCCUGCUGGAGAUGGAGGUGUCCCCGCAGACGAGGAGCACCGAGGUGCAGGUGACCCUCAGGAGCCUGGGACACCCGGAUACGAAGCAGAGAAUUAAGCUACACACUGGUACGAGUGUCUACAAGCGGACGUUUCCCCUCCCGGUGUCCCUCUGCGCCGUGGACUCCAUCCACAUGCAGAACACGGCCACCUGGUUCAACAGGAAGGAGGACGUCCGCUUCCUGUCCAUCUGCCUCUCGGAGUUCCCCCCUCGCCGCGAGGACGCGCCGCUGUGCGUGACGCACGUCGACCUGUGGAAGAGCACUCCGUGGUCACAUGACUUUGUGCAUCUCUGUUCGGACCCCUGAGGGGCGGGGCUUCGCCGCGGAUAUGCAAAUAAUCCGCACCUGAGCGCCGACGCACCUGCCAACUGCGGAACGGCCGUGCUCCGGACGCACACGCUCGCACGCCCAACGCAAGCAUGAACCUAAAAACGUGCACCCUCUUUCCGCACACGCAGCUGGAGCAGAAGGCCGGACGCCGUGUGUAAGUGUGUGUCUUCUGUUCACGCCCGUGUCAUAAACGCAGCAAUAAAAAUGAAAGCUCGCGA